AUGUCUGAAAAUAAUGAAGUUGAUGAGAAGAGGGCUAAACAAUUAGAAGAAGCAAGAAAAAGGGUCCAAGAAUUGAAAAAGAAGAAGAAGAGUAAAAAUAAAAAAAAUAAGAACAAGAAUAAUAAAGAUACUGAAACUGAAACUGAUAAUAAGAAAUAUGAGGAGGAAAUUCAAAAUGAAAAUGACCCCGUCGCUAAUACUGCUAACAAUAAUACGGAGCUAAAUAAUGGUAUUAAUAAAGAAGAAAAUACUAAAGAAGAAGAAGAAGCAACAGCAACAACAACAACUAAAGAAGAUGGUAUCGAGGAAAUUUCAAAUGACUCUGAAGUAAAUAUUGUUGGAAAUGAAAGUAAAGAGAUAGAAAGCAAUGAAGAAACACGACUAGAACUACACAACAAAGCGUUUGAACAAAGUGAAGAAUCUAAUAAAGUCGAUGAAUUAUUUGGUGAUGUGUCCAACGAUAAUAACGAGUCUGACAAUUUUUUAACUACUAUUGAAAAAGAAAAACAGGAAAUUGAAAUUGUUAAAUUAAAAGAACAAAUAGAAAAAUUGUUGGAAGAAAAAAAACAGUUGAAGUUCACCAAUAUGGAGCAAGAAACGUCUAUCGAAGAAUUACAAGAAGAAGUAAGUGAAUUGAAAAUGAAACUAAAAGAAUCAGAGGAUCAAAUAAAUGUAAUGACUGUUAAACUAAAUGACACUGAAAAUAAGUUAAAGGAAAUAGAGUCUUCUAGAGAAUUAUUUAAUGAUUAUAACUAUAAUCACACCAAUACAUCAAAUACUGGUCUAAAAUUUGCUAGUUUCCAAUCAUCUUCUGGUGGAAACACACCUGUUCAAUCUACAUAUUCGAAUACCACCGUCAGUCCACAAAAUGUGUCUGAACAUAUAAAUAAUAAAUCUCCACAAGUAGUUGUAGAUCGUGUUUUAUUAGAUAAAUGGAAGAAUUGGAAUAUUGACAUGACCACAUGGAGGAGUAUUGGAUCAGGACCUGUUGUUGAAUUGUAG
Arxiozyma heterogenica is the source of this 1002-nucleotide messenger RNA. RefSeq names its product Bug1p (gene BUG1). The transcript has a single exon. NCBI's taxonomy places the organism in Eukaryota, Fungi, Ascomycota, Saccharomycetes, Saccharomycetales, Saccharomycetaceae. The coding region runs from base 1 to 1002 and encodes 333 amino acids. The record is from RefSeq and is a predicted model, not a curated record.